Molecule: messenger RNA, 4231 nt
Organism: Symbiodinium sp. CCMP2456
Lineage: Eukaryota; Dinophyceae; Suessiales; Symbiodiniaceae
Source: the annotation of a GenBank genome assembly
AUUCAAGAUGUCUCACAACUUCGACUUCAGUGCCGAAGUUCAUGAAGGUGACGGCGAUGAGGCCGCCCAGGCCGACGAUGCCUCUGUUGCCGAGGCUGCUGAUGAGGGUAAUCGCAGCACUGGCAGCACUCUCUGUGAGUGUUGCGAGCAGAGCCCCAAAGUAGCUAAGCAGCGGUUUGGUAAAGAGUGCAAAAAAGCCUUGGACAACGUGACGAAGCGUGAGAGCAGGAACUUCAAGGCCAGCCCCAAAGACGAAAAGGUUGCAAAAGACCACAAGUACUUUCAGGAAGUGAAGAAGAAAGGUGGUGGGCCUCUGCAUCGCAUCAUCAUGAACUAUCGUGCACAGUCGGACGAGUCGAAAGGCUCUGGGCACAGCAGGAACUCCCAUUUUGACCUGAGCAAGGAGCUGGAGGAGCUUCGUGUGUCUCAGUCCACCAUCAAUGGGGUGCAGCUUCUCUACAUGACACAUGAAAGGUGGAUGACCGUUGCCGCGGAGAAGCACUCCAAGACGGCGCGUGAGGCCCAGGACGACUGGGACAAAGCGUUGAAAGCGGUGCCCAAGCACAAGCGCCGUGGUUCCGGCAGGCAGCUGAAGCUGCCAAUGCCAGACGAGGAGUAUGUGAAGGGUGAGCAUGCCGCUACACACUCCAGGAUGCAUGUGUUCGCGUCCAAGGACAAGAAGAUCAAAGACCCGGACCUCAAAGAGAUUGGUGACAGCCUCGCAACAUCUGGCUUUGAACUGGGUGAUGACUUCUUCAAGAAUUCCGGGGCACUGGUCCAAAGCCAAUCCUCGCUUGCUGACAUGAAUAUCGUCAGCCCGAGCAAGGCUCAAGGGUCGAGCAGUGCUUUGCUGCAACAGUCUCUGGUCUCGGAGGAAAAGAAGCAGAAGGGUGACGAAAAGACAUCCAAGAAAACCAAGCGCUACGACCUGCUGGCUGCUAAAAACCGUUGCCGAGUCAAGAUCAACGAUGACUUUAAGAAGGUUCGGGAGCAGCUGACAGCCUUGACCAAGCAGGCUGAAGAGUUGCUGCAAGAACAUGCCGCCUCCAAGGACUAUGAAUGUUAUGUAGAUACAUUGAGGCAGCGAUUGAACUUGGUGAAGAGUGCCACUGCUAUCUACCUCGAGAAAGAUGUGGAGAGUGUUGAAGCGGCCACCGCAGCCGUGAAGGACGUGCUUGGAGAGGAGCCGCCGGAUGCUACCUUCAGCGUCGGCGUGACUUGCUGCCUGAAGUUUGCGAAUCUCAUCGACAAGGUUGAUGUGACACUCAAGGAUGACGAUGCAAAGGGCCAGGACACACAGCUGAAAGAGAGCAUCAGCCAUCUUGCAAAGGCCUUCAACAAGAGUGAUCUGCAGCCAGUGUUGAAAAGCUGGCUCGAGGGCGCUUCCAGUUCCGAGCCGUUGUCGAUGGUCCAGACGGAGGUAGCGACCAUGCAGGCAGCAUUUCGGAACUUCAUGUUGCAGCACUUGGCAAAUUACGUCUUGAGUUUGGCCAAAAGUAGAUUGGCCGUUAUGCCUCUGGAUGACAUUUCCAAAGUGCAGCCCCUCGCCGCCAGCAUGAAGUCGUUGCUCUCCGAGCUGGAGAAUGCUACUGACGAGGAUGCCAUCAAACGAUGGAUAGAGGCAGCCAAGAAUGCCAACGACGUGAUGAAGCAGCUUAUUGGUUGCUUGAGCCGUGCCGGUGGGGACCUGUCAAGAGCUGAGAAGUCUCGGAAGCGUAAGAUAGAGACUGACCAGAUCGCAGAAGCGAAGAAGGCAGCCAAAAAGAAGGAGCAGGCAAAAAAACAGCUGGAAGAGAGCCUCAAGAAAGUGCAAAAGGAUGAGAAGAACUUGAUCUUUUUCCAGGCGUUGCCCGUCUUCAGUGACAUCCCCAUCAUUGAUGAGUCCAACUUCGUUGCAGAAAUCAGCAAAGCCGGUGAGGGUCCAUACAUGGUGCGAGUUCCAAGCCUUGCAACCAUCAUUGAAGGCAACUCCCAGAAUAUCCUGUCGGUCUUUGCAGCACAGUUUCCCAUGGCACCAGCUGCUAGGGAAAAAGGUCGAGUGCAAAGCCCCUUGAAGGUCACGGGUGGCCAACUUCAAAAGAUCCAGGAAGGGUUUUGCAGCUUUCUUCGCAAAGCUGGUGUGAACAUGUGGCCCGAGCCCGAGUCCGAGCACAAGGAAGCCUCUGACUUGCGAAUGGUGCACCUCUAUGGCUUCCUCGGAAAUAUGGUCUAUGCCGAGUACAACAGCCUCGCUACCUUACGCUACACUCACCGAGGUGAGCGAGAGGUAAUCUUGAUGAACUUCUCUGAGUUUUGGAGCGUGCUGACCCCGGAACAGCAGCAACAUGAGCUCACCGGCGCGUACAAUGUGACACACUACGUGCAAGACUUGCUGCGACAUGCUUCCAGUGAAGACUUCUUCAUGAAGGAGAUCAUUCGCCUGGCCAGUGAGCAGGGCGGGGGCCAGAAGAAGUUCCUUCAUAAAGUUCAUGUGGGGCCCAAGUGCUUACUUUUCGUGCCGGCCGGAAUGUUAGUCAUUGAGCGAUGCAUGAAUGGAGGCAUCAAUGUAGGCAUGAGAAUGUCGUUGCAAGACCAUAGCGAUAUGGCCAUGCAGAACCUCAAAGGCGGCAUGAAGCAGGCCACAACCGGAGUCGUAGAUCGUGGAGUCUUCGGUGCUGAUCCAGCAGAGAUGCUAAGGUAUUGCGGCAGGGGCCGCAAUGUCGUGAGUCACUUCUCGCCCAGCAGAUUGAUCAUUCCCGCGAGGGCCAAGGAUUCGAGAGUCGAGACAUUGUCGAUUAUCAUAGGCUUGGCUCAAGUGGCUUGCAGCUGGGCCGCAGGAGGGCUGCAACGGGUGCAGCUCUUUGGUGGGUUUGUUGCAAUGACUGCAGGCUCUCCGGCAGGUCUCAGAAGGAUGAAGCGGCACAUAUCCGAUCAAGAUUGCGGGCCAAAUCUUGACGUUCCCUAUGGCCCCAACAGCUUGCGCGGCUUGUUUUCCUGGGCUGCCGAGGGUUAUGAAAGGUUGAGAACUCAGUUUGCAGAUGCCAAGGCCAUCAUGGAGCAGAAACUCCGGCGGGGAAUCAAAGUCUCCUCGCAUUACUCGGGAAAGGGCACAGGGGAGAGCUGUGCGAGUCAAAUUGAACGUGCGAUUAGGGAUGAUGUGAUGGCCCAGGGCUCUGCCAUUGCUCUUGACCUCAGGUCUUUGCCGCAGCAGCAGUUUCAGCAUGUUUUCUCAGUUGAUUGCUCAGAAGCAGCCCGCAAGGCGUUGCUUGCGACAGGUUGCAAGCAUGUCUUUGGCAAGAUCGAGGACAGGAUGAGACCUGAUCUGCAACGACAGCUGAGGAUGAUGGAACCGGCUGACACAGUGAGCUGUGCAGACAAGGAGCAGCAGCACAACGACAUCAAGCAGCUGUUAUUUGAGGCUCAUCCCCCGUCACACAGUGCAGACCAAACAGCUUGGUGUUAUCGUCACGAGAAGUGCUGCCCUAUCUGGGAUGGCAUGUUCGACGACGACAGGAUGGACUUUGAAGUCGACGAGCCCCACCCCGAGCCGUACCGCAUCAAUGUGUCAGGAUUUUCUUGCACUGACUUCAGCAAACGACGUGCUACGACAUUGCCCCGCUUUGCAGGAAAGACGGCCCCAACCUUUUGGAAAUGGCUCAGGGAAAUCCAGCUCUCUCGGCCACACUAUGUGUUUUGGGAGUGCUCUACGUUUUUCCCUGAGGAGGUCAUCGCGAACGAGAUGGAGAGCGAGUACAUGCAGAUUAUAAUCAUCACCAGUCCGACUCUCAUGGGGUGGCCGGUGACCAGAUUGCGUAAGUUUGGUUGCCUUAUCCGCAGAGACAUCCUCUUCCUCGGCAGUGACAAGGAGUUCCACGACGUCUUUCAGCGACAAUGCAGCGUGAAUGGUGACAUCUUCUUCACGGCCGCGCCGGAUGAGUACAUCGUCGACCAAAUGAUCAGUGAGAACCUGUUCCUUCCGGAGCUGCCUGCCAGCUUGCUCGCUGAUGUGAACUUCAGCGAUACAGAGUGCCAGUUUCUGGCUGGCAAUUGCUUCGCGAUGAAUGUAAUGGGAUCGUGGAUGAUGUAUGUGCUGGCAAGAACCAUUCCGCUGCCGAUGGCUUCCGCCUCUUCCGGUUUCAUGCUACGUGGUGACAAUGGGCAAAGGACCCAGAGCUUCGAAGACCUCGUCGACAGCCACGGCGACAGUGGCGACAGCGACGACGACAGCUGCAGUGGUGUCAGUGGUGUCUGA